Molecule: messenger RNA, 1667 nt
Organism: Tigriopus californicus
Lineage: Eukaryota; Metazoa; Arthropoda; Copepoda; Harpacticoida; Harpacticidae
Exons: 1
Coding region: 265-1503 (412 amino acids)
Biological process (GO): protein monoubiquitination; proteasome-mediated ubiquitin-dependent protein catabolic process; protein autoubiquitination
Cellular component (GO): cytosol; ubiquitin ligase complex; nucleus
Molecular function (GO): ubiquitin protein ligase activity; cyclin binding; ubiquitin conjugating enzyme binding
Source: RefSeq, a predicted model, not a curated record
GGAAAACCGAGGUUGCUCACUUUUCAAAUCCAACUUACCGAAGUGAUCUCUGCCUUGAUCCGAGUUCAUUGUAUUAGUCGGCGACUCUCAUGGCGCUCAUGCCCGUGUUGAUCAAUCAUCCCCGAGGCUGUUGUUGUGUGCUUGUUGUGGUUAGCGGGAGUCAGGCAUCCAAGUUUCCCUCCCUCCCAAAGUCGCGUCCGACUUUCACUCCAUCCAUGGCUCCGUCCUGAUCCACAAACCAUCCCAGGUGUUGUCCAAGGCAAGAUGCUACUCUCUUUGGAGUUUCGUCCCCGUUUAUCGGUGGUGAAUGGCGUGUUUCGCCAUCUGGACCAGUUUGAUCGCAUCCUGAUGGAGAGCCGAGUUGGAUCCGGUCCAUCCUGUGGGUCGUCGUCGUUGGCGUUGAUUUUCGAGGACGACGUCCUCAGUCUGAAGUGUCGCUCCUCGAACGAGGCCUAUGUCCGGGUGGUUUGGCCCAAAUCCAUGCCCAUGCCCACCCCGCAGGUCGAGAUCCGCUUUCAUCUGGUCCCGGAACACCGGGAAGUGAUUUUCAGGGCUCAAUUGGGCGCCUUGGGACCGGAAUUGAUGUCCAACGCUAUGUCCGGCACGUCCUUGCCCCAAUCUUGGAGCUUAGCAUUACCAGCCCCGAAAUGUCUUCACCGCUCGAAAGCCACGGAGGCGUGCCCGGAUUUACGGUUAUGUUGCACCAAUUGCGACUCAAGUUUGGGCCAGAAUCUCAAAUUCGAAGCCAUCCAUCCGCUGCCUUCGAUCGCGUGGCGAGAGUUUUCUCAAGAUUGGUUUUGUUGUUGUACCUCAUCCUGUGAUCCUCAGCGUUGUCCGACGCCCCCGGGGCCAUCUGAACUUUCCAAUGGCACCAUGAGCUCUCAGACCUUGGCUCCCAGGCUUAACACGCUUCUGUUUGCGCCGGGAUUUAUUCUAGUUCAUCCUGAGACUAUCACGCCCGGUCAGGUCGAGAAAUGUCCCGAUUGGAAUAACCUAUAUUGUGUCGAAUGUGACGCUGGUUUAGGAUACCGUGAUGAUCAGCAUUAUCAGUUAUGGCAGCACGCCGUCAUCUUGACGGACACGGAUACGCCCAUUCGUUCUCAUCUCACGCCCACGGACUCUGUGGUGGAUAUGAUUCAUGGGGCCCUGUCGGAAGCGCCCGAACUUGCGCCUAAAAUCGAGCUCACCAGUGCCAAAUCCACGCUGUCUUUGUGGAUCAUGGAGCGAAACACGCAUUUUUACACGCAUCAAAAAGAUGAGCAUACUAGUUCAAAUGGAAACAGGCUCCUUCGUCCCACCGAAAGAUCAUUCAUGAAGAUCCUAUUCAAAAAGACCUCUGCUGUUCACUCGAAUGACUUCAACACCGAGAGCAUUUCUGUCAACGAUGACAUGAUCGAGGCUGGAAUUGCUUUUCUCCGGAAAGGACAAGCCUUUCUCUCCGCCAAUCAAACGCGCGAUGGGCCUUGGGAGAUCUCGGUUAUGGAACAUAAUCCUACAUCCUGAUGGAUGGGUAUGUUCGCCACCACCAUCAACAUCAAACGAUACUCCGUGAUAUGGUUACAGUCGACUCCGUCCUCCGAUUUGUGAUUUUUCUUUUUGUUCUUGGUAACCACCCUCAAGUGCAGUUAUCAUUAACGAUAUGUCGAUUAAAUAUUUUCAACUAGGUA